AUUAGAAACAGGUGGCAGCACGCGUCAGGGGCUUUGGCCGUCCCGUCGUAUGGAUGGUGAACUUUGAGGAACGAGGGCGGCGAUCCCGUUUAGUGGGUUCUUUGGGGGUUUAUGGGUGAAUGCUUGGUAGAGUUCUGUGUCCCCAAAAUAUGCAUAAUCGAGUUGAGUCACUACGAUCCAUGGUCUGGGAAUUGCAUCAAAUCCCUCAGUUGCUAUGAUCGGUGUUGUAUUAGGGACGAUAUCACUGUUAAUUGCACUCAAAGAACAUUUUUGAUCAUUGAUGAACUUUUAAAAUGUGCAAGAGUCUUAUACUUUCAUCCUCACCCUGCUCCCGUUUGUAAACAAACCCAUUCUCAUUCCCCUCUGAAUGGUCAGAGGAUCGCCAUCUUGGAUAUAGUGUUCAUCCGCACUGAUAUGUUUCAUGAAUGGAGAAUUCUUUUACAUCCGAACACCCAUUAAAUCUUCAAAAAAUGAGUCAUUGCAAUUGAAAAAUACUUUUUAGUCAGUAUUAAAUUUUUAAUAUAUUCAUGUAAGGGUCGGCGUCCUGCUGAAACAGACAUAUUCCAAAUACUAUGGUUUUGGUGCGAAUAUCGAGCUUGGGCGUUCAGUGGAACGUCGGCUCGCAAAUGUCAGUGGUCGUCCAUGAAUUUUGUGACCAAAAAUGAAGAGUCAAAAACGAAGAUGGGGAUCCCGUAAGGAGGGGAUUUAUGUGAAACAUGACAGAGGGAUAUGAAGACGGCGGCAGCUUGGUACUAGUUCAGGCCCAGGUGAUGAUGCGGGACGACAGUAUGGGCGGCUGGCUGCCCAUGGGCGGCUGGGGACUCUCCAAGGUCUCCGUCCGAAAGCGACACCCUCGCUAUGAACACGUCAAUGCCGAUCACCCCAAGACCGAGUACAUCAUCUUCGGCAAGCGCAUCAACGACGGGGUGUCCGUACUAAACUGCACAAUCAAGAAGGACUUUGUGUACCACAAGGUGAUGCCGACAUUCCACCACUGGAAGACUGGCGAGAAGAAAUUCGGCCUCACCUUUCAGACGGCUGCCGACGCGCGAGCAUUCGACCGCGGCGUGCGUCAGGCUGUGCAGGACCUCCUAGACGGUCUGUCCGACUCGGACUCGUCUCCGCUGUACGUCACUCCGCCACCGCCGCACGACCGACCGCCGCCGCCACCGCCGCCGCUGCACGGCCGACCCCCGCCGCCACCGCCUCCCUCGGUCACCCGGCCAGAUCUCGGAGACAAUGAUGUGUUCAUGACGCUGGAGUUGCCGGUGGACCGGUACGACAGCCGCUCCUCCUCCGACUCGUCCGUGUCGCGACAGACGGCCGCCUCGCCGCAGUCGGCGCUGCUCCACCGCAUGGCGUUCGGCCCGACGGCGGCAGCGGCCGUGCCGGCGGCCGGCGGCGGCGGCGGCUCGGCGCCUCCCACCGGCCCGCUGUCGGACGAGAGCGCUGCCUCCGAGUACCCGUACGUGCAGUUCGCGCGCGACCGGCCCUCCAAGCACGAGUACAGCUACCCGGCCAUGGAGGACCUGGUCAAGCAGAAGGAGCUGCUGAAGCGCAACGCCGAGACGAUGCACCUGACGCAGCCGCCGCUGCCCAAGAGCGGCAAGCGCCGGGUGGAGACUCGGCGGCCGCUGCCGCGCCGCUGUCGCCACUGCCAGGAGCCGUACGACGAGGAGUCGAACGGGCGCGGCCAGUGCGAGUACGCUCCGGACCCGGUGCGGAGCUGCCUGGAGGCGGUCACCUGUCUGCCGGCCGCCCAGUGCAUGCUCUACCACUGCUGCGCCGACUCGGAGGGCGACUUUGGCAGCGGGCCGUGCGCGUGCGCGCCGCGCGAGGAGCGCUGCGCGCGCCGGUGGCUGGGCCUCACCCUGCUGUCGGCGCUGCUGCCCUGUCUGUGCUGCUACCCCCUGGUGGCCGGCUGCUACCGACUCUGCCGGCGCUGUCACGCCUGCGGCGGAAGCACGGGCCCUCUACGCACCCGUAGUGAAUACACACACACACACUGAUUAUGCGCACGGAAAGGAGAACCAGCCCACCGGCCGCCUGGCUACUGCCGGCGCGCGCUCCCGCAAGUCGGGCGCGCACAUACAUUCUAUGUUUGAACAAUGCGAUAUAUGGAUAGAGCGUAUAUGCCGAACCGAGUGCGGUUUUUUGUCGAGUGUUGACGCCGACCGCCGCCGGGCCGCCGCCGCUGUCACCGAUUUUUAUAAGUCACGCGUGUGCUGCUCGUCAUCCAAAGGGAUCCCAAUGUCUCUAGGGCUCAGGGGACAUUGUGACGCUCUUUGGAAGCUGUCUGCAUUUGGUUCUGUGUUUGACGGUGGACGCUGCGCGUGUAUAUGAAUGUGAUAUAUGGCGGGCGGCGGCGGCCGGCGGCGCGCGCGCGCGCAUACACGCUCUCCGCACGACGCCAGUGUUAUAUUGCUGGGAAAGAGAGCGAACGUGAGCGAGAGCGAGAGAGAGCGAGCGAGCAAGACGAACGUGAGAGUGUCACUUGAGACACGGAGAGGCGAGGGCAGGCGCCCGUACCCGGCCCGUGCCCGAUGGGCACGGCCGCACGGCUCGCGCGCUGUAGGCUCGGGCAAGCUUUACCUUGGGCUGCGGAGAUUGUCGGGCCGUUUCCAGUGUGUGGGAAUUUUUGCGGGCGCGUGCGCCUGGCCGGCCCCCGCAGUCGCCGCGCGGCGUGCGCCGUUUUUUAGUCGUGACAUGUGUCGCCAGUGGAGUCGCGCCCGCGUGCGCACACACAACGUUGUAAUGUAAUCCUCAUCUUUGUGAACUGGACUCAUCGCUGCUGUCAUUUGUUCCUAAAUACAUGCCGCUUAACACCCGCA
This is a messenger RNA of Amphibalanus amphitrite, 2831 nucleotides long. RefSeq names its product sprouty-related, EVH1 domain-containing protein 1-like. Gene Ontology annotation, molecular function: protein kinase binding. Gene Ontology annotation, cellular component: membrane. Lineage: Eukaryota; Metazoa; Arthropoda; Thecostraca; Balanomorpha; Balanidae. The coding region runs from base 717 to 2009 and encodes 430 amino acids. The record is from RefSeq and is a predicted model, not a curated record. The transcript is spliced from 5 exons. Gene Ontology annotation, biological process: multicellular organism development; negative regulation of MAPK cascade.